GCGCAAUCGAAGUUUGUUUUUGUUUUGAUCGUAUCGGGCUUCUCGGACGGGCAGAAAGAAGACUAGUAAUAAAACAUCAGUGAUCAUGGCCCUCAUAUCCCCGCCGAGUGACCAUCUGAACGAAAUCCCCAGAAGCCUACUGGACAGGCUGCUGUUUGUGGAAAGGAUCGUGUUGGGUCGGAACAGUUCAGUGCUUGCUGUGAUUACCGCGGAUCGCCAACUGCUGGAAGUGAAAGAACGAUCGAUCGUCGCCUGCGUUGAUUUGGGUGGUGGGAGUGGGGUUGAAGACGUUGGACGCAGUGUGCAUGAACCGCCAGUGGUUUCUAGCAUUUUUGGAACAUUGUCCCCAAAAGAAAGUGAUGAGAGUAGGGACCAAAGGAUCGUUUUGACGGUGUUUCGUUCAUUCGAUGGAUCGGACAGAAAAUUGUUCUAUCUGUUGGAACUGGAUAGAAAGUUGCUAGUCGUGGAAAGGGAACAAAGUCCUUGUGUGAAAUUUGUGCUUCGUGAAUCAUUCGAAGGAUUUAUCAAACUUUUGAUAACGGAACGAGAUGACCGAGUCGGGUGUCCGGUUAUAAAAAUCUAUGUCGAACAACAGCUGGAACCGAUUGUAACCGACUUCCACGCACACCGGGUGGAGUCCAGUGCUGCCAGUGUGAACAAUUUCACCUGUUUCCACGAGAUUUUGAAAUCGUUGAAAGAGCGCGUGAAUCAACGGCGGGCGGAGUUGGCCGCGCUUCAAACUGUGACCGGGGAGUUGUUCGAGCGGAUGAAUGGGCAGUUGAAGCAUGUUCCCAGCUUGCUGCGUACGGAGAAUCCCGACGAGAGACAGCCUCUGGUGAAGUACGGAGACGUUUGGACCAAGGUGCAUAACGAUCGGCUGGUUAUUGGAGUUCCGGUUUUCAAUUGCACCUAUAAGAGAUGCCUCACCCUUACAAAUUUAAAGUUGUUCGUCAAGAGCUUGACGCAACAACAACCAUUCGAGUACAGCUGCAAAUACUACCAACUGAAGGACGAUGACUUCAAUUUCAAAAACUUGGAGCAAAUCUUGGAAGCCGAAGACAUCAUCUCCGAUGUUCCACUCUUUCAGCAGGAAUGGGAACAGCCGAAGGUCAACGCUCUGCACUCAGGUCAAACAGGAAUUCUGGUAGCCACUACCAAGCUUUCCAGCUUAGAUACUCUGCAGCUAGCCACCGUUUUCGAAUGCUUUGUAUCGUACGACGUGGCGACAACCGGACAAGACUCCUGCCCGCGUCUCCAACUGUUUGUGGGCCUAGUGGAAGUCAAACGAACCGAUUUGUACAGUACCAAUCUUGCAGCUGGUUUCAGCGGACGCGACACUUUCAAAGACUUGCUGUCGGUUACGGCCACUUCGCAGUUUCUGGCGCUGGAAAUCGCAUUCCAAAAGGUACCGAUACGCGGUUUCGAUAGGUUUUGCCUCGAGACACUCAAGUUCAGAUCGGUCAAUUUGGGCUCUGCUGCCGUGGAACUGCACCAACAGGAACUUCCCAAUAUUCUCUAUUAUGAUGAUAACGGAUACUGGCGGUCGAUGUUGAUAAGAUUGGAUGAGUUAAAGCAGACGCGACAAAAAAUAAAAAUAUACUGCACGAAUUCCCAUCAGAUUUUGGCACUGCUACAUGCUAUUUACUCCGAUUACGAGGAGAAAUGUUCAAUCAAUUUGAUUGAGGAUCAAUCAACCAAUGUGAUGGACUUCAAGGAAAGCCUUCUGAAUGAGUUGACUGCCAAAAUCGAAAAUCCUUCGGACGUACGAAGUAUUCUACUACAAGAACUGAAAACUGAUUCGCUUUAUUCAAAAUCAACCAUCUAAGUACAACAUUA
Aedes albopictus (Asian tiger mosquito) is the source of this 1836-nucleotide messenger RNA. RefSeq lists its product as uncharacterized. The transcript has 5 exons. Gene Ontology annotation, biological process: negative regulation of double-strand break repair via homologous recombination; positive regulation of double-strand break repair via homologous recombination; interstrand cross-link repair. The record is from RefSeq and is a predicted model, not a curated record. NCBI's taxonomy places the organism in Eukaryota, Metazoa, Arthropoda, Insecta, Diptera, Culicidae. Gene Ontology annotation, cellular component: Fanconi anaemia nuclear complex. The coding region runs from base 86 to 1825 and encodes 579 amino acids.